This is a messenger RNA of Capsella rubella, 1808 nucleotides long. RefSeq names its product aspartyl protease family protein 2. Gene Ontology annotation, biological process: proteolysis. The record is from RefSeq and is a predicted model, not a curated record. The coding region runs from base 144 to 1589 and encodes 481 amino acids. Lineage: Eukaryota; Viridiplantae; Streptophyta; Magnoliopsida; Brassicales; Brassicaceae. The transcript has a single exon. Gene Ontology annotation, molecular function: aspartic-type endopeptidase activity.
UAAAAAAAAAGUCCGCUUGCUUCUACUUCUUUUUAUCUGAGUGAGUGUGUUCUUCGAGAAGACUAGUGCAGUUAUAUAUAUACAGAGACCACUCUCACUUGCCAUUUUCCCGAGAAAACGCGAGAGAAAAGCAAAACAAAAUUAUGGUAGGAAGAAGAAAAGCUUUACUCUUUAGUCUCUGUUUCUUCUUCCUCUCUCUUCCUUGCUUGUCUUCCCUUCCUGCAUUUCAAACCCUUGUCCCCAAUUCUCAUUCUCUCCCUUCUGCUUCUCCGGUCUCAUUCCAACCCGACUCCGACUCUCUGCUUGGAUCCGAAUUAGAAUCCGAAUCCGAGUCCGAGGCUUCCAUCAGUCUAAACCUCGACCACAUCGAUGCUCUCUCCUCCAACAAGACACCAGACGAGCUCUUCAGCUCCCGCCUCCUACGCGACUCCCGGCGCGUGAAAUCAAUCGUCACUCUAGCCGCUCGAGUCCCCAGAAGAAACGUGACUCACGCGCCAAGACCCGGCGGAUUCAGCAGCUCUGUCGUCUCUGGUCUCUCUCAAGGAAGCGGUGAAUACUUCACGCGCCUCGGCGUCGGGACUCCGGCGAGAUAUGUCUACAUGGUGCUCGACACAGGAAGUGACAUCGUCUGGCUCCAAUGCGCUCCUUGCCGGAGAUGCUACUCUCAAUCCGACCCGAUAUUCGACCCGAGAAAGUCCCGGACCUAUUCAACAAUCCCCUGUUCUUCACCUCAGUGCCGGCGAUUAGACUCCGCCGGAUGCAACACCCGUCGUAAGACUUGCCUCUACCAAGUCUCUUACGGCGAUGGUUCUUUCACCGUCGGCGACUUCUCCACCGAAACCUUGACUUUCCGACGAAAUCGCGUUAAAGGCGUCGCUCUCGGGUGUGGUCACGACAACGAAGGUCUCUUCGUCGGAGCCGCCGGUUUGUUAGGACUCGGUAAAGGAAAGUUAUCGUUCCCCGGUCAAACCGGUCACCGGUUUAAUCAGAAGUUUUCUUACUGUCUAGUCGACAGAUCAGCGUCGUCGAAACCUUCCUCAGUCGUCUUCGGAAACGCCGCCGUUUCAAGAACCGCGAGAUUCACGCCGCUUCUGUCAAACCCAAAGCUCGACACUUUCUACUACGUCGAGCUUUUGGGAAUCAGCGUCGGAGGGACACGUGUCCCCGGCGUUACGGCUUCGCUUUUUAAACUCGACCAGAUAGGCAACGGUGGAGUUAUCAUCGAUUCGGGUACGUCUGUGACCCGGUUGAUCCGACCCGCUUAUAUCGCUAUGAGAGACGCGUUCCGGGUCGGAGCGAGGACCUUAAAAAGAGCUCCGGAUUUCUCACUCUUCGACACGUGUUUCGAUCUCUCCAAUAUGAACGAGGUUAAAGUCCCGACGGUGGUUUUGCAUUUCCGUGGGGCGGACGUGUCACUUCCGGCGACGAAUUAUCUGAUUCCGGUUGAUACCAACGGCAAGUUCUGUUUUGCGUUUGCCGGCACGAUGGGUGGACUAUCCAUCAUUGGGAAUAUUCAGCAACAGGGUUUCCGGGUCGUAUACGACUUAGCGACUUCCCGGGUCGGGUUUGCUCCACGAGGAUGCGCUUAAUCAUGACCCGACCGGCGCACCGGUACGGACAAUGUACUUUUGUUUUCGCAAUUUAAUGCAUUUAGACUUGUGUUUUUUUUUUUCCUUUCAAAUCGGACAAGUGAAUCUUUAAGCGGUGGAGUUGAAUACGUGUUGAGAAAAGCUUCACGUGUUGUCGGCUGUAUUUAUUAUUAGUCUCGUCUUUAUAUAAUUUUUUAAAAAUCAUCUUGCAUUAAAACA